UGCUGGUUUACAAUAUUGAGUAGUAUUAUAUAUAUUAGUGCUCUCAAACAAUUGAACUAUCAUUUUGUAAAUGCUCAAUUAGCAUCAGAAAUUCCAUUGGUGAUACACAACAGUAACUUCAUUAUAAGUUCACUUGUUCAGCCAUGGAAGCUCCAUCGGAGGCACAGUUAUCAAGAAGUACUGGAGGCUGGAUCAGCUUCCCCUUCAUCAUAGCGACCACAGUAAGCGUGACCCUAGCAUUUGGAGGCUGGACAAGCAACCUAAUUGUGUAUCUGAUAAAGGAAUUUAAUGUGGAGAGCAUCGAUGCUGCCCAGAUAUCAAACUUGGUGAAUGGUGCUGGAUGCUUGGUUCCUGUCCUCGCUGCAAUUAUUGCCGACUCAUAUCUUGGUUGCUACUCUAUCAUCUGGAUUUCAUCCCUCAUCUCUUUAUUGGGCACAAUCCUUUUAGCUUUAACAGCUACAAUUGAUUCUUUGAGGCCUAAACCCUGUGAAGUUGGCUCAACCUCAUGCAGCCCUACCCCAAGAGUUCAAUAUGUUGUACUCUAUGCAGCCAUAUUUAUUGCAACAUUGGGAAAUGGUGGUCUCCGAUCAAUAAUUUCAACGAUGGGAGCCAACCAAUUUAAUAAGCCAAAAGAUCAAGGAAUUUUCUUCAACUGGUUCUUCUUUUUCGUUUAUGGUUCUAAUGUAGUAGCCACCACAGUUAUUGUCUAUGUUGAAGAUAAUGUGAGCUGGAAAGUUGGAUUUUUCAUUUGUGUAGCAACUAAUGUUCUUGGUUUAGUCAUGUUCCUAGUGGGAAGCAGAUUUUACACAAAUUCUAAGCCAGAAGGGAGUCCAUUUACCAGUUUGGCACGUGUUGUGUUUGCUAGUAUUAGGAAAAGAAAAAUCCCGCUCCCAUCGACUAGUGAAGAUUUCUACCACGGACAUACCAUAGCACCCGAAGCAAUAUCUUUUGCCCCUUCAAAAACCUUCAGGUUCUUUAACCGUGCAGCAAUUAAAAGUGAAGGUGACAUUAAACCAAAUGGUUCUACAACUAAUAAGGCAUGGAGACUUUGUUCAGUACAAGAAGUAGAAGAUUUCAAAGCCUUAAUUAAAAUCUUGCCAUUAUGGUCAAGUAGCUUUUUUCUUGGCACAACAAUUGGUGUACAAGGAAGUAUGUCAGUCCUUCAAGCCUUAGCAAUGGACCGUCACUUAGGACCCAAUUUCCAAAUCCCAGCUGGUUCCAUACUUGUCUUUGUUAUGGUCUCUACUGCUCUAUUCCUCGCCCUGUUCGACAAAUUUAUCUUUCCCACGUGGAAGAAAUUGACUGGCAAAUCACUUACUCCCCUCCAGCGAAUUGGAGUCGGGCACGUGCUCAAUUUCCUAUGCAUGGGUGUUUCAGCCUUAGUCGAGUCAAAGAGGCUAAAGGUAGCAAAAUCCAAUCAAAGUUCCAAUAUUGUGCCUAUGUCUGUGUUAUGGCUUGUGCCACAAUUAGCACUUGUUGGCAUUGCAGAGGCAUUUCAUUUUCCUGGACAAGUUGCAUUCUAUUACCAAGAAUUUCCAACAACCUUAAAAAACAUGGCGACCGCGAUGCUUCAAGUGAUUUUAGGGGUCGCAUUUUACUUGACUACUGCUCUCAUUGAUGUUGUUAGAAGGACAACUACAUGGCUACCAGUUAACAUAAACAAUGGAAGGCUGGAUAAUGUGUAUUGGGUAUUAGUUGUGGGGGGAAUUUUAAACUUUGGUUACUAUGUAACAUGUGCUUGGUUUUACAAGUACCAAAACAUGAAGGAACUGGAUCACUAUGGGUCUACUUCUGAUGAGUGAUUCACGGGUCAAAAAGAAUAAAAGACAAAUUCGUAUAAUUUUGUUUGGGGUUUGACAAUCAAAUGGAACCAUUACCAGUAUUUUUUUCACAUAAAAAAAAGUCAGUACCUAAAUCAUCUAUAUAUGAUUUAUGAAUAAAAAAACGUAAACCACUCGUUUUACACCUAUUUGGAUGUUUGUAAAUAAAU
This is a messenger RNA of Lycium barbarum (goji berry), 1990 nucleotides long. Its product is annotated as protein NRT1/ PTR FAMILY 2.7-like. Lineage: Eukaryota; Viridiplantae; Streptophyta; Magnoliopsida; Solanales; Solanaceae. Gene Ontology annotation, biological process: transmembrane transport. Gene Ontology annotation, molecular function: transmembrane transporter activity. Gene Ontology annotation, cellular component: plasma membrane. The transcript has 4 exons. The record is from RefSeq and is a predicted model, not a curated record. The coding region runs from base 144 to 1802 and encodes 552 amino acids.